Merops nubicus (carmine bee-eater) is the source of this 1668-nucleotide messenger RNA. It is a transcript of the gene ABRAXAS2, whose product is annotated as family with sequence similarity 175, member B. Lineage: Eukaryota; Metazoa; Chordata; Aves; Coraciiformes; Meropidae. Gene Ontology annotation, biological process: mitotic spindle assembly; protein K63-linked deubiquitination; attachment of spindle microtubules to kinetochore. Gene Ontology annotation, molecular function: microtubule binding; polyubiquitin modification-dependent protein binding. The transcript has 8 exons. The record is from RefSeq and is a predicted model, not a curated record. Gene Ontology annotation, cellular component: nucleus. The annotation marks the transcript as partial.
GAAGGAUUUCUGCUAGGAGAGGUGAGACAGGAGGAGACCUUUAGCAUCAGUGAUUCACAGAUCAGCAACACAGAAUUUCUACAAGUGAUUGAAAUCCAUAACCAUGAGCCUUGUUCCAAACUCUUUAGCUUUUAUGACUAUGCAGGCAAGGUUAACGAGGAGAGUUUGGACAGGAUCCUUAAAGACCGAAGAAAAAACGUUAUUGGCUGGUACAGAUUUAGGAGAAACACUCAGCAGCAAAUGUCCUACAGAGAGCACAUCAUUCAUAAACAGCUGACACACAUCCUUGGAGUGCCUGAUCUUGUCUUCCUUCUCUUCAGCUUCAUUUCCACUGCAAAUAACUCAACCCAUGCUCUAGAAUACGUCCUGUUUAGACCAAACCGAAGGUAUAAUCAAAGGGUGUCACUCACUAUUCCUAAUCUAGGCAACACUAGUCAACAGGAAUACAAAGUGUCUUCAGUGCCAAAUACUUCUCAGAAUUAUGCCAAAGUCAUUAAGGAACAUGGUACUGAUUUUUUUGACAAAGACGGCGUGAUGAAGGAUAUCAGGGCUAUCUAUCAGGUUUAUAAUGCACUUCAGGAAAAAGUACAGGCAGUGUGUCUAGAUGUAGAAAAAAGUGAACGUGUUGUUGAAUCUUUUCAAGCUGAUGUGAACAAGUUAAAAAGGCAAAUUGCACAAAAGAAGAGUGAAAAAGAACAAGAAAUAAGAAUGCAGCAAGCAAUUUUAAGCAGGCAAAUGCCAACAGAAAACUUGGAGCCUCUGUUUGUGCCACGAAUGUCCUACAGUGGCUUUGCUGUGGAAGGCUGCACGCUUGAAGAUCCAGACGUCUCCGACCCACCCCCUCCCUAUUCCGACUUCAAUGCAAGCAGCCAAGAAAGAACUGUCAGCCUCCUGGAAAGCAACGUGUUCAUGCCUCGCCCUCAAGCAGUGGGCUCUUCCAGCUACGUUUCCACAAACACAGGAUUGAAAUAUUCUGGGAAUGGGGCAUCCCUUCCCUCUUCCCAAAGAGCAGUCGGUGACCACGCGGAUGAAUCGGAAGACAGCGAUUACGAGAAUUUGCUGGAACCCACAGAGUCCUCUGACAGUGAAUACUCCCAGACAAGGGAUUCAGGACCCUCAGCACAUCCUGACGGCCAUUCCAGGAACACUCAAACUUCUCAGAUUUGACAGGGUGAAAAAAAAAAACCAGAAAAAUCCACCUGAGACUGUUUUUUUUCCUGUUACAGAGAGAUUUUUGGGGAUUUUACCUGGAGGAAAUGAACUACACAGGAUGACUGUGCACACGAAAUGUAGAAGACUUGCACUAGAGGGUUUAAUUCACCUUGUGAUACAUUUUGCAAGUUUUAUAAUGGAAUCAUUAGGAUAAUCAAGUCGUACUAAUACCGUUGAGGUUCAUGGAUGUGCUGGUAAAUUUAGGCAAAAGGAAAUUUCUAGAGAUCUUGUAGCUUUUGUUGCCGUAUUUUCUUUAAGACAAUAAAUCGGGACGUAGUAACUAAGCACAGUUAGUCUACCAAUAAUGUUCUCAAAUCAAAACUUACCUCUUGCACUAUCAUGCCUUGAAUUUUAAUUAUUUUUUUUUUUUGGAAAGGGAAUAAAUCUAUCAGCAGCCUUCAAAACAGCUUUCUGUGGUGAGCCAAACUGGCCUUUGCAAGCAAAGAAAUGUUGGUA